Molecule: messenger RNA, 1301 nt
Organism: Haliotis rufescens (red abalone)
Lineage: Eukaryota; Metazoa; Mollusca; Gastropoda; Lepetellida; Haliotidae
Exons: 6
Coding region: 221-784 (187 amino acids)
Source: RefSeq, a predicted model, not a curated record
CUUGUUAUCAAGCAGAAAGCUAAAUAAUACCCACUUCUAAUACACUUAGCCUAUUCAUUGCAAGAACUGGCGUUGCGAGACUAGCCUGCCACUGAUCAACACGUGAUUUCUGUGUGCGGAGGAAAUAUUGGCAGAAGAGCUUGUUUACUUUGAAGAAUUGGUUUGUUUACAUUCCGAAGUUGUGAACAGAUUUUCUCUACAGGCUGUGGAUACUCGGUCUAUGAUGCUGACGUUACUUGCAGCGUUGCUGCUGGCAACACCUGCCCUGUGCCACUACCACUCCCUGUACCAAGACAGGGAGCCGGAGGAUGUUGACUUCGAGCGCACCUUCCACGUGCAGCGACAACAUAUCAACGAAGAGUGUCCACCUAGGGCUAUCUGCGGCGUCGCCUACGACUUCAACAGAACAGUCGGCGGUCGUCGGCUUCCAGAACGACGAAUCAUCCGGCACUGCACAUGUCCUGAAAACAUUGAGUGUCCAAUCGAUGCCGAACAUAGAGUUUUCUCCAGUAUAAAGAGGAGGGAGUACUUGUGUCAACCGAUAUCAGACCUCGCAGCCUGUGACCUGGAGGACCCCUCUAGCCUGGCCGCCAAGCAGCUUGUGGAGCGACACCUCGUAGACAUCCUCGCCAGGUAUUUUAGGAUCAACUGUGUGUGUCCCCGCCACAUCAACCCCGUUAUCCCUAAGACUCCAGGGCGUCUAGAGCUGGCCACAACUAUAACACGGGUCCGGCUUGUUGUCGGCCUGCAUACUACUUUCCAGGACCGCAGAUGCGUUGAGUAACGGAUAUGGCCAUGGUAACCAGUUCCUGGAGAUUACAAGAAGGUUAAACAGCAUUUCAGUAUAUCUCUGAUAUAUUUUACAACCAACCGUUACUGCCAUCAACUGAAUGAUGUACAAUGCCAAAAAAAUUACUUUCAUUUUUUUUUUACGUGUUGGCCUUCAAAGAUAUGUUAUGUUAAAUAUAAAAUAUCCUGUUUCUCGUCACGUUUCUGAUUGAAUAUUUUGUGUGUGUUUUUUUUUUUUUUUAUGUGUAUCAUUUUGAAUUUAUUGGGACACACAAUAAAGUGCCGGUUCAAAGAAAGUAUACAUCAUCGUUUGUGGUGGAUAAAAAAGUGAAACAAACAAGAAAUGGUAAUUGGAUGGUGAUGUGUUUGAUACAGGUAUGCAUCACAGUUGUGUUUGCAGUGUUUCGGCGUCUGUUUUCAGCCGAGUAACGUUUUGAUAACGUUUGUAAAUUCUUUUUGUCAGAUCCAAUUUUAAGUGUAUACGUUCUUUUUUGCCCGGCAUUAUAUCCUGG